GCCAAGGCAGCCGCGUUCGGCCAGUUGGCUGCCUGAGUGCGGCCUGAGGAAUUUUAUCUCGGAACUUCGCUUUCCCCGGAUCCCGGACCCAGCCCGACGAUCACGGUCUAGCUCCAUCGGCCAUCGCAACAAAAAAAGUUGAUAUGAUAGAAGAAGUGUAUCAGGCCUGCGUCCGGGACAUUGGACAGCUCCAAUAGACACAACAAUGGCCAAGCGCAAGAGAGACAAUGCCGCCAAGGAUGGCUCCUCGGUUGACAGCCCUCGAAAAGCCAUCAAAGCCACGACUGCUCCGGAACACCAGUCAUCAACCGCUGAGCCGUCUGCGCCAGUAAUCACCCUCCAGAUCGUGACUGGCUCGUAUGAGCGAGUUCUUCACGGUUUCACGGCUGGUCUCUCGCUGUCCUCUGAGGACAAUACUGACACUUCAGCGGGCACACCAUCUGUACAAUUCUCUGAUACUUUCCUCUUCCAUGCCCACGCUUCGGCCGUUCGUUCUCUGGCAAUAUCUCCGUUGCCGGAACCAGAUCCCUCACAGCCGCAGAAGGUCAUUCUCGCUAGCGGUGGUAGCGAUGAACGUAUCAAUCUUUAUACCCUGUCGGUGUCGCCUCCGCUGGUGAACGACAAAUUUCCAUCUGUGCCAACCUUGGCGGGGAACAAGAUCCUGGAGAAUCCAAAAAAUCGCGAACUCGGUUCUUUGCUACACCACUCCGCCAAUAUCUCUGCUCUCUACUUUCCGUCCCGCUCCAAACUCUUGGCCGGUGCAGAAGACAAUACAAUCUCUGUCACUAAGACCCGAGACUGGUCGGUUGUAUCCACAAUCAAGGCUCCCCGACCAAAGGCACAGGGUCGACCUAGCGGGGAUACAGCCCCUCCUGGAGCGUCUCCAUCUGGCAUCAAUGACUUUGCGGUACAUCCCAGUAUGAAGUUGAUGCUCAGUGUAGGGAAAGGAGAGAGAUGCAUGAGACUUUGGAACCUGGUUACGGGAAAGAAGGCUGGUGUGCUCAACUUUGGAAAAGACAUUCUACAGAGUGUGAAGGAGGGUAGAUGGGCAACAGGGGAAGGCAGGAGGAUUGUGUGGAAUGCAGAGGGAGAAGAAUUCGCUGUUGCUUUCGAGCGGGGUGCUGUCGUGUUUGGAACGGACUCAACACCAAAGUGCAAACUGUUGCCAAGUCCAUUAACCAAGCUCCAUGAUAUCAGUUAUGUUACUGUUAACCAAUCGAAAGAGGGUAGAGACGAGGUCCUAGCAGUCUCGACGGAAGAUGGAAGGGUGAUUUUUUACUCGACGAAGACUACUCAGAAGUCUAAGAACGAGGAUGGUGAAGAGCAAAUCCCCGAUGCAGUGGUCAUCGCUCAAUUCGGUGGGAAGCCGUCCGGCCUUUCAGGACGUGUCAAGGAUUUCGAGAUCCUGGAGCUAGACGGUCCUGGGGCAUUCAAGGAUAGCCUCGCCGUCGUCACUGGCGGCAGCGAUGGCGCAGUCCGUAUAUGGCUGGUUGCAAAGGAGGAUCUGAAGACAAGAGAGACUGAGAAGUCUAAGAAGGAAUCCAAGAAGGAUGCUCCGAGCCCACGGCAGGUUGGAACGCUCCUGGGCACUUACGAGACCGGAAACCGCAUCACUUGCCUGAAAGCUUUUGUGAUGCGACAGUUUGAUGACCCGUCAGCUACUGACGACUCAGAUUUCGAAUCCGAGGAAGAAGUCGAGGAAGCAAGCAGUGAUGAGAGUGAUGGAGAGUCAGAGUAGGAGUCGUGACGAGAUAUUAUGUUGCAUUGAGACCCCCAAAAAGUAUACCCCACGUUGUAAAAGCAUCACUUCUUAUAGAAUGAAUGUACAUUACCUGGAAAAAUAGUAACUCAAGCUGCACAUCAGUCAGUAUAUUACUGCCUGCUAAGAGAAUAAGUAUGUUGCCAUAAUAUAUGGCUGGUAUCUGCGCUGUUUAGAAUUAUGGCUACAUGUGAGUCAGUGCCUGGUCGGUUAACUAUUGUUACUCGCCUAUUAGUCCUGAUGCUGGGGGAGGGUGUGGUAGAAAAGGAUUGACAGGACAUUAUGUUUGUAUAUAGAUUUCAGCAGUCAAUAAUUUCUGCUGUCUUCUUCCGAACUCCCCAGUAGUCUUGGUGAUAUAUUGUGCUA
Molecule: messenger RNA, 2125 nt
Organism: Paecilomyces variotii
Lineage: Eukaryota; Fungi; Ascomycota; Eurotiomycetes; Eurotiales; Thermoascaceae
Product: 60S ribosome biogenesis protein Mak11
Exons: 2
Coding region: 206-1738 (510 amino acids)
Molecular function (GO): protein binding
Source: RefSeq, a predicted model, not a curated record